UAUGCAUUAGACUUUCAUAUCAUUUCUAAGAUGGUUCAUGAUUUUCUUGCAAUUCCUAGGACAUUAGUGGUGGUUGAGUGUCUUUUUUCAAGUUCUUAUCAUGUUUGUGCUAAUACUCACUCUUCACUAAAGGCAGAGACAAUCUCUAAACUUAUGCUUCCAAAAAAA
Molecule: messenger RNA, 168 nt
Organism: Heterobasidion irregulare TC 32-1
Lineage: Eukaryota; Fungi; Basidiomycota; Agaricomycetes; Russulales; Bondarzewiaceae
Exons: 1
Molecular function (GO): protein dimerization activity
Source: RefSeq, a predicted model, not a curated record